AUGAAAUUCUAUUUGAGAGAAAUUAAAAACAAAGUAUUUUUAGAAGCUCGUUUUCAGUCUUUUCUAGCUUUAUCCGUCGUUUCUGCGCACUGGUUACGGCCGAUAAAAAGGGAGCCGAAGAAGCAAGACUUCAACAUUGACGAGUUUAUCCAGCAGCUUGACAUGCAACUUGGCCAGCUGGACAAGCAACAAUCAAAGAAUCAAGAACACUUGACUUUGAACACUUUAUUCUGA
Molecule: messenger RNA, 234 nt
Organism: Oikopleura dioica
Lineage: Eukaryota; Metazoa; Chordata; Appendicularia; Copelata; Oikopleuridae
Source: the annotation of a GenBank genome assembly